GGGAAACAAUAACUUUCUCGUGCGACUUCUGUCAACACCUCUUUCUUUCAAACUCACGAGCAACAUUUUCUUCUGGCACUCAAAGUCAUUUUGAGCAUUUCAGAAGAAGCCAGUCUCCGUUGUGCGUCGCAAGUUGACCAAUCGCCCCCAUUAAAUUGCUCCGUCCGGGCGAAUUUCGCGCAUAAUAUUUACGCCCAAAAUGGCUCAAAAGCAGCUCGCCUCGCUUGAUAGCUCUAUCGUCGACCGCCUGCCUGCACACUCGCAAGCUCUCUUCGCGGCCAAGACCCAUGCCAACCUCACCUUUGCAGAGAUCGGUGAGCACCUGGGCCGCGACGAGGUCGCCGUGGCCGCCCUCUUCUACGGCCAGGCGCAGGCCUCGGCGGCCGAUGUCGAGAAGCUUAGCGACCUGCUGGGCCUGCAGAAGGAGAUCCUCGCCCCGCAGCUCAUGGGCUUUCCCGACCGCGGCCGAUCUGGGCCCAUGCCGCCCGUCGAGCCGCUCAUCUACCGCUUGUACGAGAUUGUCCAGAACUACGGAUAUGCGUACAAGGCGAUCCUGAACGAGAAGUUUGGGGACGGCAUCAUGAGCGCCAUCAGCUUUUCCACAAAGGUCGACAAGGAGGUUGAUCAGGACGGCUCGCCGUGGGUUGUUAUCACCCUGAGGGGGAAAUGGUUGCCGUUCAAGCGCUUCUAAGUUCGUCUUGUCGGGGAUACAGCGGGUUGAAUAUACUGAGCUGAAGGAGGCCCGUAGACACAUUUCCGGUCCUCAUGCAUCAUAACUGAAGGAAGGCGAAGAAGAAAUCUGCAUUUGACCCUUGUUGAAAAUACAUACGUACAAUAUUAGAUCAUGUUGCAUUUGUC
Messenger RNA from Cryphonectria parasitica EP155, 858 nucleotides. RefSeq names its product cyanase. The record is from RefSeq and is a predicted model, not a curated record. Lineage: Eukaryota; Fungi; Ascomycota; Sordariomycetes; Diaporthales; Cryphonectriaceae. The transcript is spliced from 4 exons. The coding region runs from base 200 to 691 and encodes 163 amino acids. Gene Ontology annotation, molecular function: cyanate hydratase activity; DNA binding.